This is a messenger RNA of Oppiella nova, 579 nucleotides long. NCBI's taxonomy places the organism in Eukaryota, Metazoa, Arthropoda, Arachnida, Sarcoptiformes, Oppiidae. The record is from the annotation of a GenBank genome assembly.
GACUAUAAAGAUGUGAUAAAUUCGCGAAACUUUACGGGAAAAGUAGUUUUGGUGACCGGAAGUAGUUCUGGAAUCGGGGAGGGGAUCACAAAACUAUUCUCUAUAUUAGGGGCCAAUGUUGUCGUCACCGGUAGGAAAGCCGAUGACGUCCAGAGAGUCGCCAAAGAAGUGCAGGAAUUGUCGCCAAAGAAACUAAAGCCAUUAGAAGUGGUCGGAGAUCUAACACAAACUGAAUUCAUCAACACUUUGAUCUCAAAUACUAUCAAAACAUUUGGAAAAUUAGAUGUUUUGGUGAAUAACGCUGGUAUUGCUUCACAAACCAAUAUCACACAAACAGAUGUAAUGCAAGCCUGGGAUCAGAUCUUCGCCAUAGACUUGAGAGCAGUCGUCGAACUGAUCCACGAAUCGGUUCCACAUUUGGAGAAAACUAACGGCACUAUCAUUGAUAUCUCGAGUAUUGCUGCCUUAACGCCGAUAGCCGAAACCCUUGCCUACGGGCCCGCAAAAGCCGGUUUAGAUAUGAUUACUAAAGUACUGGCCCUCGAAUUGGGAGCCAAAGGCAUUCGUGUCAAUACAAUC